Molecule: messenger RNA, 1083 nt
Organism: Bacillus rossius redtenbacheri
Lineage: Eukaryota; Metazoa; Arthropoda; Insecta; Phasmatodea; Bacillidae
Product: keratin, type II cytoskeletal 5-like
Exons: 2
Coding region: 32-910 (292 amino acids)
Source: RefSeq, a predicted model, not a curated record
CCUCGACUCUCCACACACACUCGGCGCAACCAUGAGACUGCUUCUGGCCUGCGCUUUCUUGCUGGCUGCCGUAGCCACAGUCCGAGCCGCAGCCACUGAAGAAAAGAAGCAUGAGAAACGAGGCCUACUGAGUAGCUACGGGGGCGGCUAUGGAGGCGGCUACGGUGGCUAUGGUGGCGGCUACGGCCUGGGCGGUGGUCUUGGAUACGGCUCUGGCUUCGGUUCCGGCAUUGGGUUUGGCUCAGGUGCCGGCCUUGGUAUCGGCUCUGGUAUCGGAGUGGCGGUGUCAGCUCCGGCAGUGAGGACCGUGACACAAGCAGUAGCGGUUCCAGUGGCCCAGCCCGUACCUGUGACCGUCAACAGGCCCGUGCCCGUACCUGUAGCACAGCCCAUCCCAGUGUCGGUACCCAGGCCCUACCCCGUCAGUGUCCCUCAUCCCGUACCUGUCUCUGUGCCCAGGCCGUACCCUGUGAGUGUGCCCAGGCCAGUAGCUGUGCCUGUGCCUCAGGCCGUGCCUGUGCCAGUCCCUCAGCCCUACCCCGUCAGCGUGCCUCAGCCGGUCCCUGUGCAAGUGCCUCAGCCCGUGGCUGUGCCAGUGCCUCAGCCCGUCACCGUCACUAGGCCAGUGUUCAUCUCCUCCGGCCAAGGAGGCGGCUUCGGCGGCGCCGGGGGCUUUGGCUACGCUUCCGGGAUUGGAGGCGGCAUCGGCGGCGGUUUAGGAGGUGUCUACGGAGGCGGCAUCGGAGGAGGCAUCGACGGCGGCUACAGUUCUGGACACGGAGCCAGCAGCUUGGGAGCUAUCGGCUAUGCCUCAGGACUCAGCUAUGGAUCCGGGUCUAGCCACGGCUUCAGUUCCGGCUACAGCUCUGGAUAUGGUUAUGGCCAUGGAUUAGGAUACAGCAAGCACUGAUGAAAAUUAUUGCACAUUAGAUUGUGUUCGUCUAGUCAGCUGCGAAAUGAAUCGCCUUUUUUAUACUGGAACAUUCACUAAAUACACCAAUUUGUCAACUUUUUACUUGUUAUACUUUUGCUAUGGAAUAAUUAUUUGUUUUCAAGAUAUUAAAUAAAUAUAUUUUGCCCCCA